AUGGCUGACCCAGGCUUGAAUUCACUUUUAUCAUGGAGUAUUGAGAACUCCGAGGCUGGUCGAACCUCAGACCAACCGACACGUGAGCCGAAAGGACUCUCUGCAGAUGCUCUACGGGCAUUGAUGGGAGGCCCCAGUGAUGCCGACCUGAUGCGCGAAUCCAUGGCCAUCAUCGCCUCAGAUGACCCCGAAGUCACACACGAAGUGAAGAUGACCGCCUUCGACAAUUUCGAGCAGCUGAUCGAAAAUCUCGACAAUGCCAAUAAUAUGGAGUCCUUGGGCUUGUGGACGCCUCUGAUUGCUCAACUCGACAGUUCCGAGGCAGACUUUCGCCGCAUGGCAGCCUGGUGCAUCGGCACCGCUGUUCAGAAUAACGCCAAGUCACAAGAACGGUUUCUGGCCGUCAAUGGCGUUGAAAAGAUUGUGAAAGUCGCUUUGGAUGACCAAGACAAGACCGUGCGGAGGAAGGCAAUCUAUGCUUUGAGUUCCAGCGUGCGAAAUUAUCAACCCGCGAUGAACGAGGCUGUAAAACGGCUGCCAAAGGAGGUUACUGGACCCGAUCAAGUAUCGGCAGCCGACAUGGAUGUCAUUGACGCAAUUAUGGCGAAACUGAGGGAGGCAGAAUGA
Exophiala bonariae is the source of this 627-nucleotide messenger RNA. RefSeq lists its product as uncharacterized. The coding region runs from base 1 to 627 and encodes 208 amino acids. Gene Ontology annotation, molecular function: adenyl-nucleotide exchange factor activity. The record is from RefSeq and is a predicted model, not a curated record. The transcript has a single exon. Gene Ontology annotation, cellular component: endoplasmic reticulum. NCBI's taxonomy places the organism in Eukaryota, Fungi, Ascomycota, Eurotiomycetes, Chaetothyriales, Herpotrichiellaceae.